CUAAGCCCGUCUGCGAUCCCUAUUUAACCCGAACCCCUAGGGUUCCUUCCGCCUCUUCCCUCCUGCGAGACCAAACCAAAGCUGCGGCGGCGCGGGCGUAGAAGGCGGAGCAGCCACCGACGCCACCAUGGGUAUCUCCCGUGACUCCAUGCACAAGCGCCGGGCCACCGGUGGGAAGAUGAAGGCGUGGAGGAAGAAGCGAAAGUAUGAGCUCGGCCGCCAGCCAGCUAACACUAAGCUGUCCAGCAACAAGACUGUGAGGAGGGUCCGUGUCCGUGGAGGUAAUGUGAAGUGGAGGGCUCUGCGCCUGGAUACUGGUAACUUCUCAUGGGGAAGUGAGGCUGUCACCCGCAAGACCCGUCUCCUGGAUGUGGUUUACAACGCAUCAAACAACGAGCUGGUUCGCACCCAGACUCUUGUGAAGAAUGCCAUUGUCCAAGUUGAUGCUGCUCCCUUCAAGGGGUGGUAUCUGACACACUAUGGAGUGGACAUUGGCCGCAAGAAGAAAACCACUGCUGCUGCAAAGAAGGACGCAGCUGAGGGACAAGAGGGUGAGGUAGCUGCAGCUGCCACAGAGGAGGCAAAGAAGAGUAACAAUGUCCAGCGGAAGCUGGAGAAGCGUCAGCAGGGACGCACUCUGGAUGCCCACAUCGAAGAGCAGUUCAGUGGUGGAAGGCUGCUGGCCUGCAUCUCUUCCCGCCCUGGUCAGUGUGGCAGGGCUGAUGGGUACAUCCUGGAGGGCAAAGAGCUGGAGUUCUACAUGAGGAAGCUCCAGAAGAAGAAGGGCAAGGGUGCCUCAGCUUAGAUCACUCCUAUGUGCUUUAUGGAAGGCUGCAUGUUUCAUUCCUGGUUUUGUUAGUUGUCUCGUCCAUGUUGUCUUCAGACAUGCUGAACUCUAUUUUAUGCAAGUGAAUCGACUCUAGCUUGGAACGACUGAGUAUAUUUUGCCUGCUUCCAUAUCCAUAAUAUUGUCAAUCUGUUCCAUUUA
Lolium perenne is the source of this 988-nucleotide messenger RNA. RefSeq names its product small ribosomal subunit protein eS8. Gene Ontology annotation, molecular function: structural constituent of ribosome. Gene Ontology annotation, biological process: translation. Gene Ontology annotation, cellular component: ribosome. NCBI's taxonomy places the organism in Eukaryota, Viridiplantae, Streptophyta, Magnoliopsida, Poales, Poaceae. The record is from RefSeq and is a predicted model, not a curated record.